Messenger RNA from Acanthoscelides obtectus, 720 nucleotides. Lineage: Eukaryota; Metazoa; Arthropoda; Insecta; Coleoptera; Chrysomelidae. The record is from the annotation of a GenBank genome assembly.
AUGGAAACUUACAGCAAUAUGCUGCUGACCGAAGGUGUUUCACCGCUUUCGAACUCAACCGAAUCUCCGCCACCGUAUAGUGCUGCUGGGCCUGCUGCUGAGUGCGGGGGUGAAAAUUACGGUUUUCAAGCUGGAGGAAACGCUUCUACAAGCAACUACCAGGUGCAAAACAACUUUGUGUAUCAGGAUCUACAAAUCAACCAACAUCUAUCGAAAUGUACAAACGACCAACAGCCCAAUUUUUCAUUUCCGACCCAGAAUGUUCAAGUUGCCAUCCAGGGAAAACCGCUCUAUAGCAUCCAAAUUCCCUACGAAUACGCUGACAGCCAAGAUAAAAGAUCGACAGAUACAGAAAAGAGUCCUCCACCAGGUACAAUCAGUCCAAAGCCGAGCUCAAGCGAUACUCCAAAUACCAAACGAGUCAGAACAGCUUAUACUUCAUCCCAACUUGUUCAACUGGAGAAAGAGUUCUACACUAACAAGUACCUGUGCCGACCAAGACGUAUCCGAAUUGCUGAAGACUUGAAUUUGACGGAACGUCAGAUCAAAAUCUGGUUCCAAAACAGAAGGAUGAAAUGUAAAAAGGAACGAAAACAAAGAACGCCCACGCCUGGAUUAGACAACGGGACCUCUCCUACUCUGUCAGUUGCUUCAUCAAGUCCUUGUUCAAAUAGCAAGCCAACGGUCCAAACGGUGAGGCCUGAGCAACGUUUGAUAUAA